Heterotrigona itama is the source of this 7007-nucleotide messenger RNA. The record is from the annotation of a GenBank genome assembly. NCBI's taxonomy places the organism in Eukaryota, Metazoa, Arthropoda, Insecta, Hymenoptera, Apidae.
AUGAAAAUGGUCGAGUUACGUGUAUAAGUAAGGUUAGUAUUAAGGUAUUAUUAAGGUAUUAAGGUAUUAUUAAGUAUUAAGGUAUUAAGUAUUAAGGUUAAUAAGUAAGCGCACUAUUUUUGAAAAUAUGAUUUUGAUACGAAUUUUUUUUUAUUUACAAUAAAAUAAAAUAAACUAAAUAAAUAAAAUAAUUGUGUAAUUUAAUUUUUUAUACGAUAGAAAUGCAAUUUGUAUUUUUAAUUUAAUUUGCAUCAAUACUCUUCAUGUUUCAAAACAUUUUAUCGUACGUAUGAUGAAAUUUUGCAGCAUACACAAAAAAAUCAUUAAAAAAAUGGAUUAUUAAAAAAUUAAUUAAUAAAUUAUAAAAAUAAUUAAACAUUGCAUAUUUAAAAAUUUCUCAUUUUUCCAAUUUUUUUUCUUAAAACACUGAAAUAGUUACACGAUUUACAUAAACUAGAAUAAAAAAUUUUCUAUUAUUAGAAUCAUUUCAAUUUUACAUUUGACGAUUUUUACGAUCAGGGGGACGAUAUUUGUGAACAAGACAGUACGUAACUGCAAAAGAUAGCUUUAUCAAAGAUACGAUUCAUAAUGGUCACGUACGCGAUAAUGUCGAUAAUUUAAUGAAUAGAUAUUGAGAAAUUAAUGUUGGCAGUAAAUAAAGAUUAUUACAUUUUCGAUCACAUUCAUAGAUUAGAUUACACUUAAAAAUAUAUUUUAUUUCCUGUUAUUUUUUAUUUUCUGCACUUACUAUAUUCAUUAAUAUUUUGAUUUUGUUUAUUUGUAAUAUUGUAACGUUUAUAUUGACGUGUAUUUAUUAAAAGUUUUUGUUUAUUAUAUAUCAUUAUUUUAAAAUAAACCAUUAUUGCAAAUUCACACUUGUUAAUUUUAAAGAUCUUGUUGAAGAAUAGUCAUAAAAUAUACUUGUAGAUUACAAAAAAGAAUUAUUAUUAUAAUAACUUUUGGAAAAUGUUUUGCGUAUCAAUAAAGAUUAAUUACUAUGAAAAAAAAUAAAUUGAAAUAUGAGGAAGGAUUUAGAAAUCAGAAUUCUUUUAAAAAUUAUUUUGGUUUAACUAAAAAAAAGAAAAAUGUAUGUUUAGAAAUAUAAAAUAUUUAUUUCAAAAUAAUUUUUAUAGUAAUUUAUUUUUUAAUGAUUAUAAUCUAGAUAAUUAUAUUCUAUCUAGAUAAUAACAUUAAAAUUAAUAAAUAAUGGAAACUUCUGUACUUUUUUAGUAUUAGAGUUUAUUUAUUGGUCGGGGAUCGGUAGAACAGUAGAAAUAAAAGAUAACUACAUACAUAUGUAUAUUAAACGAUUGGUCGAUCAUUGUUUGUAAUUAUGUUUACUUCGUUUUGAAUAGGGACUAACUGAUAUAUAUUUGAUUCAUUAAAGAAAAUUUCAGUAUUUAAUUAUUUGACAAUUUAAAAAUUUUAAUUAGGCAAUGUAUUUAAUUAAGUGAACUUUUAGUAAGUCCGUAUCAUAUAAUUACAUGAUUAUGUAUUAAUUCUAACUGACCGCUAUCUAAUGCAAAUAAAAGAAUUUGCUUGAUAUUCCAAAUUAAAUAUUUGGAUUAAACUGUCCUCAAUAUAGACUGUAGAUAAUUUUACGCACAACAACUCUUUUGUAACGUUAACAUCUCAUAUUUUUACGGAAUUUGAAUGUUAUUAAGAAAUACAAUUGUUUAAGUAAAUAUUUCCUUUUACAAAAUUUAGAAUCUCAGUUUAUCUAAUUAAAUUUCAGUAACUAAGUUACAUAAAGAGCCACAAAAAAUUAAUUACAUCACUUUUGAAUAAAAUAAUUUAUAUACACCAAAUAAAAAAAAUUUAUAUUAAUCACUUUAUUAGGAUUUCUUUUCUUAAACAAAAAAACUUUUGUUUCUGAUUUUUGUUUUUUUUCAUAUUCAAAGUGAUUAUAAGAAAUAUUAACAUAUUUUUUUAUUUUAUUUUCCAAUGCAUUUUUUUUUGGCUUAGGAAAAGUUCUACAUUUUAUUUUAGUAACAUAAUUUUUCAUACAAAUUUUUGAUCAUAUAUAUUAUAAUUAUAUGAAAUGGCUUGCAAAUAUUGUAAUUACUGCUAGGCCAUAUUAUUCUAAAUCACUACAUAAAAUCGAUAAAUAUUUAUCAAAAAUUCUAAAUUUUAUUUAAACCCUAAAGAUAUGAGGAAUUUUUCCAUUUCAUCUCAUCGUAGAAAUGUGAGUUUUUUAUACAAAUCGAAAUUGAAACUAUGAUUACAGCGGGUAUUUUUUGACGAAAAAUUAUUCUUGAGUGCAUGUAUUUCAGUAGUUAUUAGAUACAUAUUUUAUUCAUCGGAAUAAAAAAAUUUAUUGUAAUUAUGGUUAUGAUAUAUUUAAUAUAGAUCCAAUUUUACAAAUUUCCUUUCUAAUAAAUGUCUUUGACUCGAUUUAACGAUUAUCAAAUUAACCGAAUAGUCAUUUGCUAUAAUUAAAUGUGUAAUUAAAUACAACAAGCACGUCUCAAUAAGAUUAAUUAAAAAAUUGGAUUAAUUAAAAAAUGCAUUAUGAUUCCGAUUUAAAUAGUCACUCAUUUAACUUACAAUUAGAAGCUAAAUUUAAUAUUACGCGAAUGUUACAUGAAUGAUACACAUUAUAUAGUAUAUAUGUGAUAAACAUUAUUUUCUUAUCAACAUAACAGGAAGAAUUAAAAGUCGAAAAAUAUUUCGAAGUUUUACGAUUUUUGUUUAUUAAAACUUUAGCAAGGUGAUAUAAUCUUAUAAACUAAAGAUUUUAUCUUUUCCUUAUUUUUUCCUUCCUGUAGUUCAUUACAGUUAAUAAUAAUAAAUUCUGUCAUAUUCUUAUUGUUAGCCAUUGAUGUUGAUGAGUUGGGAUAUCCCCGUGAUGAUUGCAUUUAGUAAUAUUUUACGCAGAGAGGGGAAACAUUCAGGAAAAAUGGUUAUGCGUUGUAUACUUCGUUCAUUUGCUUUGUCGCAGUAGUCAACAGUUAAUGGUCUUAGUUGGUUAAUGGUUCUAAUGUUCUAGGUGUUUAAUUUAAUUCAGUUAUAUUUCUAUUUUAGUUUUACAAAAGUGUGAUUUCUUUUUUAAAAUUUUGUGAUAAUGUAAUUUUAUUUUUAUUUAUAAUUAUUAUAUCUUAUUAUUAUAUCUUAUUAUUAUAUCUUGUUAUUAUAUCUUGUCUAAAGAUAAAAAAAAUUUAUAUUUAUUAUUGUAUUGAUUGUUGCAUAUUUAAGUAUACAUACAUUGUGUAAUUCGUAAUUGAUAACGUUUGAAUACGAUGAAGAUACUAUUUUAACCUUUAUUACAUUGAUGCUCAUAGAUAAUUAUAUCAUUUGACAUAAUCUGAUUUUUAAUUAAAUCUUUAAAUAAUGCAACCUAUUUCGAUGUUAUUAUUUUAAACGUUACAAUACGUUUAGAUUAGAAUUUUAAGUGAUAUUGAAAUAUAUAAUAAAUUAUCUUUUUUCAGAGAAAUCUUAUCAAUAUACCAUGCAAAGUAAUUAUACUACCGAGCCUCACAAUGAUUCAACAAUUACAACAGUGUCUCACCUGCAGGAAAUGCAAAAUAAUGAGAAAGCAACUGAAAACACUUGUUUGACAUCUAAUAAUAGUCAAACAUAUUUUGCCGAUGAAAAAAUUCACAUACCAGAAAUAGAAAAUGUAGGUUUCUUUAAUUUUAAAAAAUUAUGGGCUUUCACAGGUCCUGGUUUUUUAAUGUCUAUAGCUUAUUUAGAUCCUGGAAAUAUAGAAUCUGAUUUGCAAUCUGGUGUAGCUGCUAAAUAUAAGUUAUUAUGGGUAUUAUUAAGUGCAACCAUUCUUGGCCUUGUUAUGCAAAGAUUAAGUGCAAGGCUUGGUGUGGUAACAGGUUUGCAUUUGGCAGAAAUAUGUUACAGACAAUAUAAAAAAAUACCUAGAAUGAUUUUGUGGAUAAUGAUAGAAAUAGCUAUAAUUGGUAGUGACAUGCAAGAAGUAAUAGGAACAGCUAUUGCUUUGUCUUUAUUAACAAAUAAAGCGAUUCCUAUAUGGGGUGGUGUACUUAUUACAGUAAUCGAUACCUUUACAUUUUUAUUAUUGGACAAAUAUGGUUUAAGGAAAUUAGAACUCUUUUUUGGAUUUCUUAUUGCUGAAAAAAAUACAACCAUUUUAGUAGAUCUCAACAAGGGUGGCAUAUUUUUGGGUUGCGCCUUUGGUGCGGCAGCAAUGUAUAUUUGGGCGGUUGGUAUUUUUGCUGCUGGCCAAUCUUCCACAAUGACAGGAACGUAUGCCGGCCAAUUUGCAAUGGAAGGAUUUUUAAAUCUGCAGUGGGCUCGUUGGAAACGAGUACUCUUUACGCGAAUGAUCGCUAUUGUUCCAACCUUUCUCGUAGCAUUUUUCAGUAACAUAGACAAUUUAACUGGCAUGAACGAUAUUUUGAACGCUAUUAUGACUCUUCAAUUACCUUUUGCAACUUUACCAACAAUAGCAUUUACCAGUAGUUCUCAAAUUAUGGGUGAAUUCCGAAACGGAUUAACUAAUAAAAUUAUUGCGACAGCACUAUCUGUCGUUGUAAUAACUAUAAAUAUAUAUUUUGUAAUAAAUACUGUCCAAGAUGAUUUGCCACAUCACUGGCUGAUAAUACUUGCUAUUGUUAUAUAUUCUAUUUUAUAUCUUUUAUUUUGUCUUUAUUUGACGAUCCAUAUGGCUGUGAGUAUGGGCGCGACUUCUCUCGGUGACCAUUGGGUGUGUAUUAAAUAGGAUGAUUAACACUUCAAUUAUAUUAUCUAUUCAUUUUACUAUUAAUUUUUAUUACAGUUUGUAAGAAAAUAUAUCGGGACUCCCGUAAAUACAACACUUGGAUUAUCAAAUCCUGCAUUAUAUGCAAGGUAAGAAUUAUAUGUAUUUUAUAUAUAACAAAACUUUGUUUCAUAAUUGUAUUAUCAUUUAUUACUUAAAAUUUAUUACUUAAUGAAAAAAGAAAUUGCUUUUCCCAUUUGUACAGUAUAUAUAGUAUAUUUACUUAUGAUGUGCGCGCGCACACAUACAUACAAUAUACAAUAUUAUAUAAAUAUAUAUAAAGUCUUUCACCUGAUUUUGACAUCUUAAUAGCGAAAAAUUUUUAUAUGGAAAUUGAACGGUUCAAGGAAGACAUGUUAUUUUGUUGUUAAUUUUUUUGUAGGGGGGCGCGUAAAAAUCAUACGAAGACAAAUUCUCUUUUUUUAAAUGAAAUCUAUAUUUUUUUAUAUGGAUCAAUACACCAAUCAAUGCAAUUUUAUUCUUUAUAUAAAAAAGUAUUAACCUCUUUGUGUUAAGAAUAGUUUAGAAAAUAUUUUAGCUUUAAUUCUGUAAGAUUAUUGAUAUGAAAGAUGAGAAAAGACAAGGACAGUAUUCUUGCGUUCAUAUUAUCCUUGUCUUUUUUUUAUUUAAACUUUGGAAACCAUUUGAGGUUUAUUGUCCUUGUCCUUUGUAUAAAUUUUAUAAAAUUAAAAUUAAAAUAUCUUCUAAAUUAAUUUUUCGACAUAAACAGAUUGAUACUUUUUUAUAGAGAAUAAAAAGUUACAUUGAUAAAAGUUGUAAAGUAUAAGAAACUAGGAUUCCAUUAAAAAAAAAGCAAAGUUGAUAUUCAUCUUCAAGUCAGUUAUAUGAUCUUUACGCAUCAAUCAAUAAUCUUACGUAUCUACAAAGAGACUAAUAAUAACGUAAUAUGUCUUUCUCGACACCAUUCAAUUUCCAUAUAAAAAUUUUUUUUUUCGCUGCGAGUAAUAACAACCAUGCAAUCAAGAUGUGAAAAUCAGAUGAAUUCUUGUCUUACAUUAUCCUUAUCCUUAUCCAUUUGUGCCAAAAUAUAUAAAGUAAAUAACAUAUUGAUAAAUUACUUCUAUAAACAUUAUUCUAUAUAACAUUGUAAAAAUAAUUGUUAGUUCUUUUGAUGUGCAGUUAACACAGUAAAAAAAUAAUCAAAUAUUUGUAAUAUAUUUUUUAAAUGAAUUAUAGUAAUUGGCAUGUACGUGUGAAUUGCUCUUACGCUUAAGAAUAACCUAUUUAUUAAUACAUUAUAUUUGUUACAAAUUAAUAUUAUUAUAUGUGUUCAUUAAAAUAACAAACAUUACACUGUAAAAUCAUUCAGUAUAAUAUAUUUUAAAAUAUAUGUUUAUGUAAUAUUAUUAAUUGCUGUAUGAAAUCAUAUUCAACUUUAAGAUAAAAAUGAACAUCAUAAAAUUAUAAUUAUGAUUAUAUAUUAAAUAGAAAACAUUUUAUAGACACGUAUGCUUUAUUAACAUUGUAUACAUUUUGUAAAAAAUACUAAUGAAUAUAUGAUACAAAUUCUAUGUUUUUCUGUGUUUUUAUUUUAUCAUUAUGUACUGUUAUAUUCUUUGUUAUUAGUCUAUAUUAGCACUUAUAUUCUUUCGUUACAUUUUUGAUUUUUAAAUUAAUUUUGCAAUUAAUUUGUAAUUCAAAAGAAAAAACUUUUAAGUUUAAUAUUUUCACAAAACAGUCUUUUUAUAUUCGUCAUUAUUGUUAAAUAAUACUCAAUAUAAUUAAGAUUUCGGAAAUUAUUCUUUUUAUAUUUAUAGCUUCUUCAAUGCAUCAGAAACAUCAUUAAAUAUAUAAUAACGUUUGCAUCAUGCAUAAUACUAUUAAUUAAUUAAAAAGAUUUUAAAAUCUAUGGUAUGUAUUUUAUAUCAAAUUAAUUUUUUUUCUUGUUAUAGUCAUAAUAAAAAUAAAAAAUAACAAUUAAUAUAAUAAUAUAAAAAACUUUUUUAAAACAUAUUUAUUUUAUACUUUUAUUUCAAACAUAUUUUCGUCAAUAAUUAUCAUGCGAAUGGAUAACUAAAUAUUUUUGCAUGCACAUUUUUAACCGAUUUAACUGCAGCUUAUGUUAAUUAGAUUUCCAAAAUUAACAAACGGUAAGAAAUUUUAAAAAAAUUUUUAUUUUAAUCAUUUGAAGAAAAUUUAAGUUGCCUUAUUAACUUUUUAUUAAUAUAAAAUUAUUUGAUGUUUUAGGUCCAAUCCUGCAUUUAAUAUUCAAGAAAAUUGGUCUGGAAAUUUUAUAUCAAUACCAGAUUAUUGA